Boeremia exigua is the source of this 1128-nucleotide messenger RNA. RefSeq lists its product as uncharacterized. The record is from RefSeq and is a predicted model, not a curated record. NCBI's taxonomy places the organism in Eukaryota, Fungi, Ascomycota, Dothideomycetes, Pleosporales, Didymellaceae. The transcript has a single exon. Bases 1 to 1128 code for a protein of 375 amino acids. Gene Ontology annotation, molecular function: phosphatidylinositol binding. Gene Ontology annotation, cellular component: intracellular membrane-bounded organelle.
AUGGCACCUAUAAAACUCUCGAUACCAAACGCGCAGACGCAAACGCCAGAGAGCGGCAAGCCAUACACAGAAUACACAAUCAAGAUUGACCACCCUUUUCCGCGCGCAACAUCAUCCGUCUCGAAACGCUACACCGACUUCUCGAACCUCGAUUCAGCCCUCCGCUCUGCAGUCGCCGCACCUCCUGCCUCUCUCCCGCCCAAAUCGUGGUCGCUCUUCGGCCUCGGCAGCUCCCUUGGAUCCCCCGAACAAGUCGAGAAGAGGCGACAAGGCCUCGAAGAAUACCUGCGCGCAAUCGAGAACAGCGAAGACGCACGAUGGAAAGCAUGCAAAGCAUACAGAGAGUUCCUGGGACUCGACGAUAAGGACAGCAAGAGAGCUGCUGGAUUUCCAGGCAGCCAGUUCGGCAAGGACCGCGUGAGGGAUAGCUCGGAUUGGCUGGACAAGCACUCCGAAGUCAAAUCGAGUCUGCAGGACGCCCGGCGAUGGCUCACGGCGCGCGAACAAGCCAGUGCCGCCAGCGCCCAGCACGACGCCGCCGCGAACGCGAAACGCGCGCUGCUGCGCGCGGAGUCGCUGCUCGGCGCGCUCGAAGAAGGGCUGCGGCGCCUGAGCGGCUCGAGCGGCGACGAGUGGAGCGGGGAGAAACUCGGCGAUGGCGAGGUCAGGCGACGAAAGGAUAUGAUCAGCAGCUCACGCAAGGAGCGCGACGGCCUGGAGAGUGUGCUGAACACCAUGGCGGCCAAGGCGGCGCUGUCGGGCUCGGGUACCCUGUCUACGCCCUCGACGUCUAGUGCUGCUGUCACCGCGGAGCAGAAGGCAGGGCUCUUCAAGGGCGCGUCAAAGCCCUCGGGCCGUCGUGUGCUGGGUGGUGCGCCGGUGGAGACGGAGCGCACACGCGAGCUUGAUAAUGAGGGUGUGUUGCAACUGCAGAAGCAGAUUAUGUCAGAGCAAGACGAGGAUCUUGUCGAUCUGACGACUGUGGUCAAGCGCAUGAGGCAGAUGGGUGUUGCUAUCAACGAGGAGAUUGUCGAGCAGAAUGCGCUUCUGGGGUUGUUGGAAGAGGAUGUUGAGAGGGUGGACGGAAAGAUACGGAUUGCGAAGAAGAGGAUGGACAAGAUUCGUUGA